UAGAGGGAUGCAGCAGAUAUUGAAUUUCAACAGGACAGCAUUCCCAAAAAAAUUUCAAGAAGGGACAGGACAAGAUCGUGGAUGUUCCCUGAGUAAACAACUGGAAGCACAGUUUGAGUAGGACCUGGUCAAAAAGUUUAGCCAGCCUGCCAGUGGACUGACGGUAGACCAAACAAGCUGAUCAAGGACUUUGUGUAUGCAACAGACGGACAUGAAGACAGCGAGCCACAAGAGCCGAACAAUGUGAUUUUUCACCGUGCCAUUAGUGUCUGUCAGCAGCUGUUUUACACUUAACAGGGUUUGCUUUUGAGUCCAGUUGUUCUACAAGUUCUCAGGAGAGUGGUUUGUUGCAUUCCCUGGCCUGGCAUACACAAAGGGAUGGACAGCAGUGACCCACAGGAUGACGAAAGAGAGGGCAGAAGCAAAGAGACCGAUGGAGAGGCCGAUAAACAGCUGAAGAACCAGCUCAACAGUGAGGAGAAAGGCGAGAAGGAGAUCAAAGGGAAUGAGAAAGAGAAGAAGAAAGAGAGCCGGCGUUCUGGGUCACUAUGGAGGAAUGGAUGGGCGCUGAGUGAAAGACUGGCCAUUAAUGUCUCAGGGAUGCGUUAUGAAACUCAGCUUCGCACUUUAGCCCAAUUCCCUGAUUCCUUGCUUGGUGACCCCAGGCGGAGGUCACGAUACUUUGACCCACUUCGAAAUGAGCUCUUCCUGGACCGCAAUCGGGCCUGCUUUGAUGCCAUCCUUUAUUUUUACCAGUCAGGGGGGAGGCUUCGGAGGCCUGCGAACAUACCCUUGGACAUCUUCAUGGAUGAGCUGAUGUUCUAUGAGCUUGGAGAGGACAUCAUGAACCGCUUCAAGGAGGAUGAAGGUUUUCCAAAGGAGGAGGAGACACCGCUGCCAGCAAACGAAAUCCAGAAAAGACUGUGGAUGCUCUUUGAGCACCCCGAGUCCUCAUCGGGCGCACGUAUCAUAGCCAUCAUCAGUGUUAUGGUGAUUGUGGUGUCCAUCGUCAUCUUCUGCCUAGAGACACUGCCCGACUUCAGGAAUGAGAAAGAGACGCGGGAGGAAUAUUUUUACAAGUACCACUCCCUGGCUAAGAACAUAUCUGAGAACAUGUCUCCUCCACAAAAUGUUUUUCAUGACCCCUUCUUCCUGGUGGAGACCAUAUGUAUAUGCUGGUUCUCCUUUGAGCUCUUCAUGCGUUUCGCUUGCUCUCCCAGCAAGAUGCACUUCUUCAAAGAUGUCAUGAACAUCAUCGAUUUCAGUGCCAUCCUGCCCUAUUUCGUCACUCUGGGAACAGAGCUGGCCAAGGACAAUGAUGCCUCUCCAGCCACAUCCUUGGCCAUCAUCAGAGUCAUCAGGUUAGUGAGGGUGUUCAGGAUCUUCAAGUUGUCACGUCACUCUAAGGGCCUACAGAUCCUUGGUCAGACACUGAAGGCCAGCAUGCGUGAGCUGGGCCUGCUUAUCUUCUUCCUGUUUAUUGGCGUCAUUCUCUUCUCCAGCGCCAUCUACUUUGCUGAGUCUGACCACGCCAACACAGCCUUUAUCAGUAUACCACAUGCUUUCUGGUGGGCAGUUGUCACCAUGACCACAGUGGGCUAUGGUGACAUGUACCCAGAAACAGUGUGGGGUAAGUUGGUAGGCUCGAUGUGCGCUAUUGCCGGUGUGCUUACCAUUUCGCUACCGGUGCCUGUCAUAGUGUCCAACUUUAGCUACUUCUACCAUCGGGAGACUGAAUGUGUGGAUCAAACCGAGUACACCCAUGUCCAGACGAGCCUGCGGGAGGACGAGGAGCCAGAAGAUGAGGAAAUAGAGGAAGGGCAUAUGGAUCCAGAGGGAGAUUAUUAUGCCAUUGAAGGCAUCUGCAGCCCUUUGAAUGGGACUCUGCUGGGUGGACUGUGUAGAGGACAGAGCACCGAGUUCAGAGGAGGAAAUAUGUAUCUGAGGGAACCACUGGUUACUCAAGUGUAGGGAGGGUCAGUGAUGUUUUAUACCAUUUGACAAAGACACACCAGGAAAACAUUCUGAAGUGAACGAAAAAGCAGAAUGAAACACAAUGAAUAUGAAUCCAUAGGACUCCAGGUCCUGAAGAGAGAAACUGGCCAAGAGAAACAGGCAAAUUGUGCUCAUUAAAACGAUAAUAUAACAUUAAGAUGCCUGCUAAAUACUUUUUAUUGCCUUUCCUUGUUCAUUUCUUUAAUAUUUAUUAUAGCACUAGCCAGCCAAAUGUCUCUGAAAGGCAACUUUUGUAUAAUACGGCUUUCAAAAAGCAAGAAAAAGACAGUGAGUUUUUACAUUCUCAGGGUCAUGAUGAUAUAAAUAUAAUAUGAGCUAUUAUUUAUUAAUAAUAUCGGCUUGUGUUUGAGAUGAAAAUGACUUUCUGAAUGUCUGUUCUGUGCCUUGAAACUAUGAUGUCUUAGUACUGUCGCUUUGUGGUUUAAAGUUUGAAGUGGAAGCAGAUAGAUUAUUGGCAAUAUAGAUGUCACGUCUCAUCAAAACUCAACCAAACACCAACAGAGCUGUCACUGCAGGCAGAUCUCUCGUAAACCAACCCCACAUUUUCAACAUUCUUCUGUAAGUCAUGUACAAAGUUCACAUUUGUGUAGUUUUGGCUUAUGUGACCUGAAGCGACUGACAUGACCUUUAUCAUGCUGUAAUACAACACUGUAGCGUUACCUAAUGACACAGUGUUACUCAUUUGUGUUAUAUAUUGUGCUAUUCAAAAGUUCUGUAUUUACCUGCUUAAUUAUGCACUCAGCGUUUUUA
Micropterus salmoides (largemouth bass) is the source of this 2766-nucleotide messenger RNA. Its product is annotated as potassium voltage-gated channel subfamily A member 1-like. The transcript is spliced from 3 exons. Gene Ontology annotation, molecular function: delayed rectifier potassium channel activity; protein binding. Gene Ontology annotation, cellular component: membrane; voltage-gated potassium channel complex. The record is from RefSeq and is a predicted model, not a curated record. Bases 379 to 1971 code for a protein of 530 amino acids. NCBI's taxonomy places the organism in Eukaryota, Metazoa, Chordata, Actinopteri, Centrarchiformes, Centrarchidae. Gene Ontology annotation, biological process: potassium ion transmembrane transport; protein homooligomerization.